ACUUAGAGUCAAUUCAUUGGAAAUGCACGUCUCCGGACUGUGGGAGGAAACCGGAUAGCUCCAAUGCGUUGCUCUCAAAGUUCCAGAUCUCAAACUUUUUUUUUUUAACUCUCCGAAAAGAGAACCUAAUAUGACCCUGGACAAUUCUUCUAACUCCCCCUUGACAUAACUUCAUAUGGCGGUUGAACUAGGACGAAUAAAUCGAAAGCCCAACCACUCACGCCGGGGACGCGGGUCUGAAGACGGGGACGCGCCUCUUCGGACAGAUUCCUCUCGCAAAGCGAACGGACGCUCCACAAACCAGCAGUAACGACGAGCACCUUUCAACGCAGGACCGACCGGAUCCGGCCGUUUGAGCGCGGCUCUCGGUGGAAGUGCAAGGGCCGAGGCCGUUGCGUGCUCCCGAUCCCGCGAUCCCGAGGGAGGAACAGCCACUUCGCGACUCCGUUCGGCUCCUGUUCACACGCGCUUUCCGCAGCGGGUAACUGAACCCGAAAGGCGCGAUCGACCCGCUUAUAUGGCCUUUUUUCCAUAAAUAAACUGGGAGAUGAAAAGCUGCGUGUUUUUCCCCCACUGCGGGUGACUUUCGGUUGGUUUUUAAACACGACGCGAACAUCCAGCGUCCAACAGCUGGCCGCGCGACAGCACCGCGCGCCAGCGUGCAGGACGGGAAAUAAAGCAUCAGCUGUUCGCUACAGCGACUGUCACAUCCCGCGAGGACAGUGAGUGACUUUUUUCUGCCAGUGAGCCGCUGCCCGGGAUGUGGACGCCGGAGACUGACGCGAGUUCCACGGCGACGCGGGGAGGCGGCGCGUGCGCGACGAGCUGCGCCCGAGACCGUUCGUUCGCCGCGUGAAAGAAGCGCGCGAGCUGCUCGUCAUGGCCGCCUCGGCGCGCGUCUUUCGCGGCACUGCGAUGUAGCGCCACCGAUUCGCCACAGCUCGGACGCACAGUGACACUGUGACAGUGUGGAAAUAAGAAUGGCAGACCAGAGGAACAUCCAGUGUGCGGCUUCCAAAAGCAUCCGGCCCUUCAGGUCCAGCGAGGAGUACCUGUACGCCAUGAAGGAGGACCUGGCCGAGUGGCUCAACACGCUCUACAACCUGGAGCUCUCCGCCGAAACGUUCAUGGAGGGGCUCGAGACCGGCUGCGUGCUCUGCCAGCACGCCAACAACGUGACGCGCGCCGCGCGCGACUUCCAGCUCCAGCAUCCGCGCGCCGCGCAGUUCCUGCGGCUGCCAGCCAAGGAGGUGCUCUUCCAGGCGCGCGGCGUCACCCCCGGCUCCUUCGUGGCGCGCGACAACGUGUCCAACUUCAUCGCCUGGUGCCGCCAGGAGCUGCGCGUCAAGGACGUGCUCAUGUUCGAGACCAACGACCUGGUGCAGCGGCGCAACGAGAAGAACUUCGUGCUGUGCCUGCUCGAGGUGGCGCGCCGCGGCGCCAAGUUCGGCAUGCUCGCGCCCAUGCUCGUGCAGCUGGAGGAGGAGAUCGAGGAGGAGAUCCGCGACCAGGAGAACGUGGGCGAGUCCAGCGCCCCGGGCGGGGGGCUCGAGCCGGGCAGCCGCGGCGCGAGGGAGCCCGUCGCGAGCCCGUACCCGUCGUGGCAGCAGAAGAGGGUCCUGUGCGACAUGCGCAACCUGGACGAGCUGGUGCGGGAGAUACUGGGAAGAUGUUCCUGUCCCUCCCAAUUUCCCAUGACGAAGGUCUCCGAGGGGAAGUACAAAGUUGGAGAUUCCAGCGCCUUGAUCUUCAUCAGGGUUCUGCGUGCACAUGUCAUGGUGCGAGUGGGUGGUGGCUGGGACACGCUGGAGCACUACCUGGACAAGCACGACCCCUGUCGCUGUGCAGCUUUUGCUCACCGAUACCAGCAAUCCAAAGGGGGCGGCCAGGGCUCCCACAGCAAGUCCUCCAGCGCUCACUCGUCCCGCUCCACCAGUCCCGGCCCGCAGUGGCGCGCCGAAGGCACCGCCCCUUUCAAGACCCCAGACCGGCGCACCCUGGAUCCGCCUGCGCUGCUCUCAGCAGUUUCGUCCUCGUCCCGUAUCGGCCGCACCCAUCGGCCCUCGCUCCCCACAGAACUGGACAGCAGCUCGGGUCCAACAACUAGCUUACUGCCCCGCCCACCUCGGGACCGCUCAGAGCCACGCCUCCUCACUAAUCUCAGGAACAGGGACCUGUUUAUCCCAGCGACACGCCGGUUUUCAGGGGACAGCGACUCCUCAACAGCCUCCUCUAGAGGUGCUGGUCGGGGAGGGCCGGCCCGCAACUCUACGGGGGGCUCCCGCCGCCCCGGAGAGGAGAUUGUGCUGGUGGUGAACCGCCGAGAGGGAAAGCACAUCGUCGAGAUGCCCGCAGGAGGAGGGCAGGUUCCAGACACGCGGCCCCCCCAGAUCCGAGCCCGCAGCCAAUCCCGGGAGAGACCCACGGACAAGGUCCUGAAGCCCACCCCACCCCAGGGUAUCCCUGGGGAGUCCAAAACUGCCAGGCCAGAGAGGGGCCGCUCACUAGGUCUUGAGGGUCCUCGCAGGCUGCAAGCCCCCCGAUCGCUUAGCCAGGGCAAAGUGGCCUCACAAAGCAGGGCCAGUGAGUCCAGUCCAGGACCCCGACCCCCUCUCAGGGACCCGCAGACACUCCAUGCUGACAGGCGAGAGGACGCCCGGACCAAGCAAGUACCGCCAGCUUCUCCCAAACAAAGCGGCGGGGGGUUAGCACGGAAGCAGCCGGUCCCCCACCCCAACUCCCCAGCUAAAGGGGGCCUUGGCAGCCCUGGUAAAAAAGGAAUAGCCACCCCCAGGUCAGCAGCACCGCGCUCCCCAUCAGUAGGCAGGAGCCGGCUGCUGCCCCCAGUCUCCCACUCCCAGCAGGGCCGAUGUUCUCCCCAUUCCUCCCCACGCUCCUCCCCCCGCCCGUCAGUUGUGCACAGCCCCCGAUCUCCCCGGGCUUCCCGCACCCCCCGGCCUGCUGGGCUCAGUCGAAUGGCUCGGGGCUUCGAGUGGGCAGUGCCUGCAGGUGAGGAGCGGGAACUGCAUUUCCAGCUGCUGCCGAGCCUGGACCCUCAGAAGGAGCAGGAUUUGAUCCGUAGCUUUGAAGUCGAGUUCCUGGCCAACACGCAGAUGGCUGGCGCCAACUCCUUAAAGGAGACCAGAACCAAGGACCCCGGGGCCCUGCGACUGCCUGUCUGUCAGCACAACCAGGAGCAGGAACAGAGCUUUGGGAGCCUCCUACCAUCACAGCCAGGUGACCCUAAUGUGACGGACUCCGCCUAUUCCUCCUCCAACUCCUCCACUUCUUCCCUCAGUGUCAGCGGCAAGGUGGGCGUGCUGCCGGAGCUCCGCGAGAGCAGGAGAGGCGGUCCGCGUCCAUGUCUCCUGGAGGACGGACCAACCUUGCGGGACGCCCAGAUGCUCUGUAACUCCUACAGUGACAAGCAGGGGUUAGGUGAACAGUGGGAGGGUCACGGGACUUGCCACAGGAAGCUGCCGGCCAUCGGCUGCUUUGCAGAGGACACUGGGCUGCUCCUGUCUGGCAGGGAAGAGCAUGUGAUGCUGUCACAGGACCCUGCCCUUAAAGGGCUGGCCUGUUGCUCAGCUGACUUCAGCAGCAGCCAUGAGAAGGGACUAGACCGACAGCAGGUGGCACCACCCACUGAAGCACUGAUGGACAGAAGUCUGGAGCAGCUGGAGUGGCCUAGAGUGGCGGUGACGGAAGAGGAGGAAGAGGAGGAGCAGCCAGACCACCAGCUGGGCUUUCGCUACCACCUGGAGGAGAUCUGCCGCCCUGGCAGUGUCCACUCAGACGAUGGCUUUCCGCCUGCUGACCUCUGCCCCUCGCCGUUGCCUCUCCCUCCCUCAGAGGACGGCUCCUUGAAAGACUCGUCCAGCGAGAGCUCGUCCAUGUGCGUCAGUCUCAGCGAGGUGCGUUCCGAGGACUCCUGCUCGCCGCCCCCGUCUGCUGACGGCGACACAGCCGUCGUCCUGCACUCCAAGAAGAGCUUGAAGAAGCCGGACCGCGUGCCUUCCAUCUACAAGUUGAAGCUGCGGCCCCGGAUACGGCCACGCACCGACAACCGGCCCGAGAACGGUCCGUCGCGGAUUCCCACACCAGUCAGCUACCGGGAGCAGCCGCGCACCAGUCUCUCACCCCGGAACAGCCCGACCCGCUGUCCUCAGAGUCCCCAGAGUCCCCAGAGCAAUGGCUACGGCAGGCCACAGAAGGCCCUGCUGCAGCGCACCUUGGCUGAUUUGAUCGAUCCGCGGAAUCGCUGCUCUCCCACGGGGCGGAGGGACUGUUCCUCGUCCCUGGAGUCGGGAAGCCUGGAUGAUGACUCUUGGAUGUAGCGGGGGUGUGCAGCAGUGAGGUGAUGCUUGACAUCGCAAAGGCGCUCAGUGACCUGUCACUGAAGUGCAGCUUGAGAGCAAGCAGCUGCUGGGCUACAGAGAGCAGCAGGCGCUCAGAUGGGCAGAAAAUGGGCCCGAGAGGAAGUGUUCAGCAGUCAGUGGGGUGUUGCUGUGGAAACCAGAGAAUGCCUGGGAAAACUGGACAACAGGGACACAGGGUGGUUUCAAGUGAGCUCACGAAGGCUUCCUUUUAACCCCCCCGUUGGUCGCAGUCAGACCCCUGGCACACCAUUCCAUCUCCUUUAUUUAUUUAUUUUGUCCUUCCUGUCAGAUCUUUGCACACCAAGUCCUACUCACAAUGCUCAUGUGCUGGAAAGCCUCCAUCAGUCCUUCCUACGGUCCUUCAUCGGUCGAAACGUGUAGUUCUGGGUGGUAACGGGACACUGAUGUUGACUUCGCAUCCAUAUACCACCGCAGCCUGCAUGGAAUUCGACUCCUCUGCUUCUCCCUGUACUCCUCUCUGGCCCUCAUGUGGUAGUGGCUUCGGCAAUCCCGGCCCUUUCCUUUGGCUGAGCAGUUUCCACGGAAACGUGACGACAGGGUAUCAGCUGCCAUACAUUAUGGUUCGAGGAGGACCGCAGUGACAGUCUGCAUCGUGGCGCAACACGCUUCAUCUCUGUUCCUCUGCGCUGUGUGACACUACGUCUGCUGUGUCUUUGACACCCAGUUGCCUGGAAACGGAAACGAGUUAACACUACACGUUCUCUGUGCAAUGCUACUUGGGUCUGGUCCCCAGCCACCACCCCCCCCCCUCCCCCACCUUAUGCUCUGAUUGGUCCCCCGGGGAUCACAUGACCUGUGUGUGUUGUAUAUUGUGGCAGACCCCUUGGCUGUGUGCAGGAAAACUUGUUUUACCUUAUUUGUGUGUGUAAGAAAUACACCGGUAUUUUAGUAAACAGUGUCACUGCAGAAUUUGUUUUACAGCUUUUAACUGCUGUGUUGUGAAUGAUUUUGUAAUCGCAAGCAGGUGAAAGGAAAACAGAUUUGUGAAGAAGGGUGAGAAAAUUUAAUUCUUUAUCCUUGUGCUCAGACUCUGAUAGGUUGUUACAGUGGUGUCAUUGUCACCGGAACGCCACAUGUUAGAACACAGGUGUCAUACCGAGUGUGUGUGUCUGUAUUUAAUCUGUGUACAUAAUGUGAAUAUACUGUAAAAUUCAUAUUUUUCAACAUGUUAAUGCUGCCUUGGCUAUGCAAUACUGCUGUGGGAAAUGUUGCCUUGAUUUUUUUUUUUUUUUAAAAAACCUUCGCCUUAAAGUGUGUGUGUGUGUGUGUGUGUGUGU
Messenger RNA from Scleropages formosus (Asian bonytongue), 5677 nucleotides. RefSeq names its product growth arrest-specific 2 like 1 (gene gas2l1). The coding region runs from base 981 to 4337 and encodes 1118 amino acids. The record is from RefSeq and is a predicted model, not a curated record. Gene Ontology annotation, molecular function: microtubule binding; cytoskeletal adaptor activity; actin filament binding. Gene Ontology annotation, cellular component: actin filament; stress fiber; cytoplasm. The transcript is spliced from 6 exons. NCBI's taxonomy places the organism in Eukaryota, Metazoa, Chordata, Actinopteri, Osteoglossiformes, Osteoglossidae. Gene Ontology annotation, biological process: microtubule bundle formation; actin crosslink formation; regulation of microtubule polymerization or depolymerization.